AGAACUGCUGCUGCUGGGGUCCUGAAACUCCCUCUCUCUCUCUCUCUCACUCUCUCUCUUUCCUCCUCCCAUCUCCUCCUCCUCCCAUCUCCUACUUUUGAAGGGGGGCGCAGCAGUGAAGUCACAGUGAUGUCAUUUUAGGAUGUGAGAGUCGGGCAAGGUGAGCUGGUUUUGCGGUGAGUGGUGUGUCCCCUCCACGGCCAGCAUUGCCUGAACAGAGGCGCGGAGCGGCGAAAGAUGAUCAUCGCCACCGGCACCAAAUCAAGCUCCGACGCGCUCCGUGCCUCUCCUCCUCUUCUUGCUGCUGCUGCUUCUCAUAUCUCGGGCUAUGGGGCCUUGAUUUGCCUUGAUCCCCAAAUCAGCCUGUACCACCACCAUGCCAAAGGACAAAACAUAAGAAGAGUUGCAUUUUUAGGGCAGGUAACUUUGACCACGUGCCCCAAAGGUAAACUGGAUGGCCAUUGCGCAAAGGUGCCUCUACAGCAUGUCCAGCGGGGCCAGGGCGCACUGGACGCUACCGGCAGUUCUUGUACUGUGGACUUCUCUCUGGGGGAUCGCUUCUUCUUAUCCGAUUCCGAGCAGGACUAAUGCGACUUUAUUGGAAAAGAAGUGGGAGACGCUUUUCUCGCGCUCCUAUCUGGGUAUAGCCGGGGGGAAAUCGGAGCUGAACUGGGAGAGUGACUAUUUGCAGGGCAUCAAAAGAGUGCGGCGACUGUACUGCAACGUGGGCAUUGGGUUUCACCUGCAGGUGCUCCCGGACGGCAGGAUAAGCGGAGCACACAAUGAGAACCAAUACAGUGAGUUUGCACCCGGACCCAGAAAAAGAGCGUAACCUUAUGCGCGCGUGCAUGGCUGUGAGAAAGUUAGCGCGGGUCACUUGUCCUGCAUGAUAUUUAAUAAGAGGUGUCGGCGUGGUUGAAAGUUUCCGAAAGCAAAAACAGUGUACUGAGCCUCGCAUCCGUGCAGUGCGAAAUAUCCUCCCAAGCCAAAAACAUGACAUGAAUGCUUGGACCCAGUUUAGACGCUCACUUAUUUUUACCCUGCAGUAGGACACACGCACACACAAACACACUCUUAGGACGCGGUAAACUGCACGAACAGGACAUCUGAAUGCUUCAACAGCACACACAUAAAGGUGUAUGUUCAGGGAAGAGCAUCAUCAUCCAGUCGCAAUGCACCUGCAGGGUUCCACCCAUCAGUGCUGCAGAGGCCACCUCUCUCUCCCUCUGUGUGACACCCUCCUAACUCUCUCUGUCUCUUUUAGGUCUCAUAGAGAUCUCCACCGUGGACCGAGGAGUCAUCAGCCUGUUCGGAGUGAGGAGUCAGCUGUUUGUCGCAAUGAACAGCAGGGGAAGGUUAUACGGAACGGUAGGUUUGUGCGCGCACACACACACUCACACACAUCCUGUUCAGUGUAAGAUGAGUUCAUGGAGCUGCUGCAUCCUGUGGGUUUAUGAGGACUGUUGUGUUUAUUAAUAUGCUCUGAUGAUAGGGGAGGGGGGGUCACAGGAGUCCCAAUGGAGAAUGUUUUAAUGUCAAAAUGUUCUGCUAAGAGGCAGCGCUUGAGUAGGGGAGACCAGGGCUUGUUGUCACACUUUUAACACUCAUAUAUUUCUUGCAAUCAAUACAUAAUAUAUAAACAAAAUGUAUACCAGAUGAAAGACCAAAGUCUUAGGUAUAUAUUUCGUAUUCAUGUCAUUUUCAUAUCUUGUGUCAGUGCAGAGUUAUAAGCAAUCAAACAAAGAGUGUGAACAUGUGACAUGUUGCCCCACCAUCGGGUAAGUUGUCUCACUACAUGGGGUAAGAUGUCACAGUGAAUUUUACAGCUAAUAAAACAAGGACAAAAUUAUUGCUGUUCUCAUUUUUUACAUGAAAGUGAACAUCAAAGUCAGGCACAUAAAGUGUUUAUCCUUGAGCUAGAAAAAGUCCUUGAACAUAGCCAUUGAACAGACGUUAACAUAAAAUAUUAUGUUUGGAGUUUAGAGAGCUGUCUGACUGUAUUUCAGCUGGGGUGAAUGUUUUGCAGUACUGAGCUUAAGUAUGGUAGUUGACAUUAAAGUCCUUUAUUGUAACUCCAGAUUGAUUAGCUUUCACCUCUCUUUUAAACCAGUUUUUUUCUAUAAAAGUAAAGUCAAAAUUUCUAUAUGACAACUGCUGAUAAACAGACUCUCUUUGUUAAUUUUAAUCCCUUUUAAAUAUCUGACAACUAACCCCAAACUGACUAAGACAUGUUGCCCCAAACUACCAUGUCUGCUAAUUCUAGCUCUAGCUUUAAGUUAGCUUAAAACAGAACGAUGUCUCCCCUACACUAUUUCAAGACGUGUGUAACUAAAACUCUAUUCAAGUACAUAGAAAUAAUCAUAUAAAUGUCAACAAAUAUAUAUAUUUAUAUUUAUUGAAGUAGAUCAGUAGACCAACAUUUCAACAAGUUAUUUGCGAUUUGGUAGAUUAAAGCUCCCUUGAGCAGAUUUCAGAUGGUUAUGAAACAGACUGAUAUUAAUGUGCAUACCUCUUUGUGACCUACAAAAACAAACUAGACCAUAAGAAGCAAAAUUUACUAUUUUUGUAUAGUUAUUUUUUAUGUCCAAAAUCAAUAGCAGGGGGUAGGUGUCGGACAAUUUAACGUUAAAAAUAAAGCAGGUUGAGAUUUUGUAGUCAGAUGAGCAUGUACAGGACAUGCUCAGUAAGUAGAUGAGGAACCACUUUGUCAACAGGGGGCGCCAAACAAUUAACCAAAAAAAACCCUCAUAGCAGCUUUAAUUUUCCAAAUGCAUCAUAUCUAGGUCAAAAUGCAAAGUCAUAAGUGACCCAGAUCACCCAUAAGUGACAGAGGAACAUGCUUAGAUCAGAGUCACAAAACCCAUCGGCUAGCUCAUAUUCAUUUUUUGCUGAUGGGUGGGUCUUUAACCAGUGUCAUUUUAAAUAAUUACCCACUGGUUUUACACAAACCAGACCAGUCAUAGUCCUGUAUUUAGAAUUGGGGCGGGUUCUCUAAGAUGACAACACAGGACCAUUACACUGCAGCCUUUUUGUGAAAAACCAAGAUGGCAGCAUCUGUCGUAGGGAGGUCUAUUGAAUCUGCAAGUGCUACUGUUUUAAAAUGAACUGGAUGAUUCAUUUUUUUUUCAUUAAAAUGAAGGACAAACAACUUAACUUACAGUGUUCAUUGGAAAGAAAGAUGUGUUUGCUGCAGUCCCUAUGGGUUUUACUGCUGCUCUGGUCUAUGUUGUGCUGCAUUUCUCUGAUUGGUUUUUGGUCCAAUUGCAUCUGGAAGGAUAUCUGGAUGAGGAAAUACAAUGAAUGGAUCCAGACCCUUUAUUCAGGGUGAAGAGGUCUGUGGACACUUGGCCAGGACACACUGAAAUCACAGUCCAAUGUUAGUAAUUCAGAAAACUACUUAAAAGCAGAGUAUUUCAGUCUUCAGAUAAUAAGGGACUUGAUGUUACAGCAGCUUAGAAACAGCAAUACAGACAAAAAGUAAAAAUGAAAUGCAUACUGCACAUAAACAAAACUGUAGCACUGUCUUAAGCAGCCAAAUCAGCUAAGUAUAUUUAAAGUACUGUGAUAUCUACUUGAAUAUAUUACAACUGAGUAAUUAUGAUGAGGGUUUGUCUUUAAAAUUCUUCAUGAUCUUUGUGGCAGGAAAAUAAAUUCACAUUGAACAUUAAAAAUCCAACCAUUAGUGACUUUCAUCAUUAAACCCACAAACUUUAAAUACAUAACUUUGAUUAUUUAUUCUAUUCACAAGUUUAACAGCAAUAAAAAAUCUGUGGACAUGUAAAUGUAAAUGUACAAAAAUUUAUUAUGUAAAAGACUUUAAAAAAACAAAGAUAUGCUUUCCCAAGGUGCUUUUAUCAGUUUUGUUCAAAAUAUGAAUCACUAAAAAAUUGGGUUUUUAAAGCUCCUGUAAAGAUUGUAUAGAACAGUUUUUGAAACACACUGCGCUGAAAAUUGAUGUAGGUGCCCCAUGUUAUGAAAGAGUGUGCUGUUUUGACAAUAUGCCGUUGAUUAUUUAGUCUGACAUCUGUCCCAGAGGCACAGUUUUAGCUAUUAUGUUAUAUACUUGUAUUGAAAUCAUCGGUCUUGUCUGUUUUUGUCUUGGCUUACUGUUAUAGCUUUAUCAAUAUUAAUUUAAUUCUUCUCAAACCCAACUAAAAAUCCUCACAGGGGCUGCAGUUUGUUUUGAUUUCAAAGUAAAAAAAUUAAGUUUUUGGUAAAGCUGUCUAUGAAACCUCAACACUUCUUGAUGAUACUAAAAAUCCCCAGUACUAGUAUAUUCUACAGUGUACAAGUUCUGAUUUAAAGCUCCUGUGAGAAGUUUUUAGACUAAAAAUUAAAAUAUGUUUUUAUAACCAACAAAAGCAAAAAAAACUAUGAGACAUUACAUUAAAAGUUUCUGUAAUUAUAAUUUUAAUGCCUUUAACUAUAUGAGGGGGUAGGUGUUUACCAGACAGUAAAGGAACAGUUCCACUUUUUGGCUGUUCAAAGAAAUCAGGAUAUCUUUGUAUCAGAAUAUAGUCCUUUCACCGACAGGACAAGAUCAGCAAAGGGAUAAUGCAUCACUUUGACCACAAGGGGUGCCAAAACUAACACAAACAGAAAGUUACUGAGAAGAGCUUUAAAUCCUAAUUUUUUCAGCUUAAAGCUCCUGUCAUCUUUUACAAGCUUAAAUUGUGACUUUUGACCUAAAAAAAUGUAGCCCUGCUGCCUUUUGUAUCAUUUCUUAUGCUAAUUUCAUGUGGAAACUGGAAAAACAGGCUCUUUCUUCAGCUGCAUGGCUGACACCUACCCCCACACACCAGUUUUAGGUAUAAAAAAUUCAGAUAUGACAAUCAUCAGUCUUGUUGCUUACGGUCUUGUUUGCUUUUGGAUACCAUGAAAAUUCAUCACUAAGAAUAUCAGUGUAUUACAUAAAGGUGAAAAAAACUCCUCACAGUAGCUUUAAGUUUGACUUGUAGAGUGAACAGUGAAAAAGUUUAGCUGUAACUGCUACGUAGAAGUAGAAUAUGUGUUAAUAUGUGUAAAUGAAGUACAGUGUGUCAAACUUUCAUAAGUUUUACUCAGUUGUAAUGCGUUUCUGUUUGCUAAUGCUAUGCAAACUGUGUCACAGUCCAUCAUAGUUUAUUUUAAUCAUUAGGGAUUAUCUGGGAGUUAAAGCAGGAGGCUGGUAUCUGCUUUGGAAAGGGGCAUUUCUUUUUGCAACAACAUGCCACCUCCUCCAGUUUCCCUCAAAGCAUGCUUUGUAGGCCGGCUGUCUGCCAAAGUAAAGGUCAGGCAGAAACCAUGCAUAUGUUGUGAUGAUCAUCCUGUGCUGUCAUGAGAUUUACUCACCCUCUCUCUGUGUCUCUCUUUCUUUAUGGGUUGUUUUUUAGAGAUUCUUUGUGGAUGAGUGCAAGUUCAAAGAGACUUUGCUGCCCAACAACUACAACGCCUAUGAGUCUUUUGUUUACAAGGGCUUCUAUAUCGCCCUCAGCAAGCAUGGCCGCGCAAAGAGAGGCAACAAGGCCACCACCGCCAUGACUGUCACACAUUUCCUCCCGCGGCUAUGAGAGAAACUGGCAAUAACUCACUAAUUUGCACAUGUGGAUGUUCUUCCAGGUAACACAGAAAUGCAAAGUCAUGAUACACACUUGGACGGACUGCGAGAGAAAACACAAAUAUUUAUUCUGUUUAUAUAUCUGUAUAUUUGGAUAGCUAACUUUGUACAUGUACCGUGCUGCUUAUUGUUUUUAUGGACGGGGAGAGCUGAAGCCUUUGCCUGUCUCACUUUACCUUGGUGCUUGCUGUAACCGAACGACGUGUCACUUCCUUUUUUGAGAUGAGGGAUGAGCUGUAUCCUGUGCUUUUAAAGAGUGAAAUGAAUACUUUUUAUUACCUCAAAGAACCACUUUACUAGAGUAAGGGAUGCAUGGACUUUCUGCUGAAAUAUCUGCUGAGUUUGUCGUUUCUUUCAAACCUUUUGAAAGCGCUUAACGGCCUCCUGCUUGAUAUCUGGCAGUGGGGGUAAAAACUUAAAUGCACUACCUUUGCUGCACGAUUUAAAGGUGCCUUGGUGUUCCCACUUGUGGCCCCCUUAAACUUGCAUGUAAGAGACACCCACUGGAGUCAGAAAUAGGGCUGACACUCCGCAGAGGGCCUCAGAGGAGGAGGGGGGUGUGGACUAUCUCUGGUUUAUUUUCUUUUCUGUAAUUAGAUCGAUUAAGUAAUAUACAAUCUGUGGUUGAGACCAGAGAGCGGUCGGCCAUGGAAGCUGGCACCAGGCCAUAAGUUUGACUAUGUGGCUAAUAAACAGGGUGGAAUAUUUAUCUAUGGAGCAAAGCAUGGAGAGCUUUUUUCUUUUUGGACCUGGCUUGCACAAGAAAUCGACCGAGAGGAUAGAUUUGCGAGCACACAGUAGAAACUGCACAUUGUCUUGAAAAAAGAGCUCCUACAGUAAAGUGGGCUGCUGUUUUUUAAAGCUUUCGCUGCUCUUCAACAUGAUGUCCAUGAAAAACGAUGUAAAUAGUCGCAAAUGUAAAAGAAGAAGAAUUCAGGAGCUUUUUUAUGCUGCUUUGUCGCAGUUGCCCGAAACGAGGCAAAAAGAGUUCAGGUUGCACAGUGAGCCAUCGAUGAUGGUGCCUACAUGUUUUGGUACAUAUCGUUCCCUUGCCAUUUUACCCCCUUUUUGAAGUCAACUUUGCGUGUUUGGUGGAGUUUGUGCCCUCCCUUGGGACACUUCUGCAGGCUGCUUGUGUGCUCUGCAGCAGCACUGCAGUGGCAGUGAGGUGUUGGGAGCCUGAGGCAGAUUUAAAUGCAAUUAUGGAUGAGUCAAUGGUGUGUCCUGAAGAAAUGAAGGACAGUGCAGGAGGUGGACAGGAUGCACACUGAGAAACGCCCUAAUUUUAGCUGAUUAUAGCUUUAGGUGCAAGGAUUUAAAUAAAGAAAAUGAGGGUUAAGAAAGCAUCUUUUUGAUAUAAAACAGGUUAUUGAGCUUAGAAUUGGUAUGCAAAGUAUUAGUUUGCCUAUAAAGGUGCCAAUGAACCCCACUUUGAAUGUUUAAUGCCAUCAGGUUAAAGUCUUGUUCCAUAUUCCAAAGAUGCUUUCUGCAAAGAGUUUCUGAUACUCUUCAAAGUGUGCCUCCCUCCACGUAGCUCCUGCAGCUGUUGACUUCAAAAACCUGAGUCUCACCCUCAUCCAUUCCUGCCUCCAGAGAGGAAGCAGGACUAUUUAAAUCCAGGAAAGAUGUAUGUGAGGGAGCCAGCCCCACCGUCUUUGUUGUUCGUCAGACCCCCUGCAGGAAUGUGGAUCUGCCAGGAUGACAGGCAGCCUCCCACAUACCUGAGUUUCCCCCCCUCCACCACCACACAUCCCUACCCAUCUCCUACCCCCUCCCUCACCCGCUGCGGGCAGGGACCUUGGGAUUCCGGCUGUAACCCGGGAGCUUCCUCCUCUCCUUUCAGCCUUUUUUAGUUCAAGGUCAGAGUCAUGGACCGGCCUUGGCCUCAACCCCGGUGGCUGUGGUUGUUGGCCGAACUGUUUCCAUGAAAUAGGAACUUAAAAUUUUUUUUUAUCGGAAUAAACUGCAAUUAUCCCCAUCAAAGUAGUGUAAAACAAACUUGUGACGAGCUUCUCUCCCCUUUAAAACUCAAUCUCUUCUUGAACAUCCAGCUCCACAACAUGCCGUCCCCUCCCCUUUCUAUGCACUAGUGUAGGGAUAUUUCUGGGGAGGGGACAUCUGCAGAGUUAAUGCAGUGUGUGAGGAGCAGAGUCACGCAGAGCCUCACCUGCUGCUGCUGCUGCUGCACUCCAGUCCUGCAGGAUGGCACCACAGCCAUCCUCUGGGGGCUGCUGCUGCCUCCACUGGACCCCAAACACUUUCUCACCACACCCUGACACAGUAUCACCUGCUGCUCAUUUGUCUUCAUGCACAAAUCAGCUUCUAUCAGUAUUUUUGUUUUAACGUUUAAUUUUUGUUUCAGGGAUACUUUAAUUUUGCUGAGAUGCAGGUUGUAUUUUUAUUUUUUAUUUUGGAGCUUAGCUCACACAAAGACUUGUUGCUGCCAUAGACAAGGCUGCAUGAAACACAACAGACAUACAUUUUGAGGGUGAAUAAAUCCCCUCAUUUUGGAUGGAACAGCACAUAAAAACCUUCACAUUUUCAGCUGAAAAAAGUGUGGAUGUGAAUGAGCUCUUCUCAUGCAACCUCGCAGUCAAGAUGUCUGAUGUCUUUAGCAGCACCUUAUUAGUGACAUCUUGUUCAUAAGCUUUAGGUUUUUUCUGUAAAGAAGAGCUGGAUCACUAAAAGAGUGAAGGUCCGUGUCUAAAACAAAAAGCUCACCUUUCAGCUUUGACCAAAAAAAAUCCUUAUUUUUAAUUUUCCACAGCUUAUCAUAGAUUAAAUCUGAAUUCAUUCAUGGUAAGGAGUAUGUUUUGAAAUAAUGUGUAAUGUAUUGGCAUGCCUGAGCCCUGAUCUUAACUCGGGGGGGAUGUGUGCUUCAUGUGUUUUUUUAAACUCCAGCUCUGAAUGGGAGUAAAGCUCUGCUCUAUUCCUCUCAUCUCUGUUCUCAUAUACCUCACCCUCUGCCUUAGUUUUGGUUUGCUGAUGACUGUAAAUUUAAGACGAAACAAACUUCAGUUCUUUGUUUCUGAAAAACAGACAAUGCUAAGUAAGGAUAUUAAAGUUUUUUCCUUUUAUUUUUGUACGUAUGUGCUGUGCACAGCAGUCUACUGUAUUCCUGAGAAAACAAUAAAAGUUUUUUUUUAAAA
This is a messenger RNA of Xyrichtys novacula (pearly razorfish), 8745 nucleotides long. The record is from the annotation of a GenBank genome assembly. Lineage: Eukaryota; Metazoa; Chordata; Actinopteri; Labriformes; Labridae.